Messenger RNA from Diuraphis noxia (Russian wheat aphid), 710 nucleotides. Its product is annotated as baculoviral IAP repeat-containing protein 5-like. The record is from RefSeq and is a predicted model, not a curated record. NCBI's taxonomy places the organism in Eukaryota, Metazoa, Arthropoda, Insecta, Hemiptera, Aphididae.
CAUAAGUGAGUAGACUUGAAAUUUAAAUAGGUAAUAAUAAUUAUUAAUUUUUAGAUAUUUUCAAUUUUGUUUYGCGUUUCACUGGCUGUUGCAUUGAGAUUUUAACUCAUCAUGGAGAAUAUAGACAAUAUUUUAACGAAACAGAUCGAUAAUCAAAUUAAAUCUCUUGAAGCAGAACCACUUAAUCACAUCUGGCAGAUGAAAAGAUUAAAAUCGCUACAAAAUUGGACCAUGGCUAAACCUAGUGCCAAGGAAAUGGCCGAAGCCGGUUUCUAUUGCCCAAAUCCAGAUAUACCUGAUACAGUAAGAUGUUUUUCUUGUUUCAUCGAAUUGGAUGGUUGGGAGCCGACCGACAAACCUUGGGAAGAACACAAGAAACGAGCCUUAUCAUUAAACCCGCCAUGUAGAUUCAUUGAAAUAGGUAAGAAGGAAUCAGAUUUUAUAGUAGACGAUUUCUUAGAAAUUCAAAAGAGUGUGAUAUUGCGCAUUUUUAAUGAAAAAUGUGACAAACUCACAAAAACAGCACUAUCUCUUCACAAAAAAAAGAAAUCAGCUCUCAAAAAAGACCUUCAAAAAAAGGGAAUGUCAUGAAAUAUGUUAUAUAUAUAUAUAUAUAUAAUAUACUUAUACAUUUAGACACAAUUCAAUAUGCUGGGCGCAGUUAAAUUUAUUGUAAAUUAGUUAUUAUAUAUUUUAAACAAGUUACUGAC